CGGCCGAAGCAGAAGUGGCAGCGGCCGCGGUGGAGGGCGUGCGCGGCAGGGAGUGCCCGGAGCCGGGACCCGCGGCGGGGCACGGCCAGCCUCCUACUUCCCUCACUGCUUCCUUCUCCCUGGAGGGGCCGACAAUGAGCACCAUGGUCAACGUGGACGCCCUUCCAGAAUAUGAGAAGAGUCAGAUCAAGAGGGCCCUGGAGCUGGGCACGGUGAUGACCGUGUUCAGCUUCCGGAAGUCCACCCCGGAGCGGCGGACCGUCCAGGUGAUCAUGGAGACGCGGCAGGUGGCCUGGAGCAAGACGGCCGACAAGAUCGAGGGUUUCUUGGAUAUCAUGGAAAUAAAGGAAAUCCGCCCAGGGAAGAACUCCAAGGAUUUUGAGCGUGCAAAAGCAGUCCGUCAGAAGGAAGACUGCUGCUUUACCAUCUUGUACGGCACCCAGUUUGUCCUCAGCACACUCAGCUUAGCAGCUGACUCUAGAGAAGAUGCAACAAAGUGGCUCUCGGGCUUGAAAAUCUUACACCAAGAAGCGAUGAACGCAUCCACGCCCACCAUCAUUGAGAGUUGGCUGAGAAAGCAGAUCUAUUCUGUGGAUCAAACCAGAAGAAACAGCAUCAGCCUCAGAGAGUUGAAGACCAUCUUGCCCCUGGUCAAUUUCAAAGUGGGCAGUGCCAAGUUCCUCAAGGAUAAGUUUGUGGAAAUAGGCGCGCACAAAGAUGAACUCAGCUUUGAACAGUUCCAUCUCUUCUAUAAAAAACUUAUGUUUGAACAGCAAAAGUCGAUUCUUGACGAAUUCAAAAAGGAUUCCUCUGUGUUCAUCUUGGGCAACACCGACCGGCCGGAUGCCUCUGCUGUUCACCUGCACGACUUCCAGCGGUUUCUCUUACAUGAACAGCAGGAGCAUUGGGCUCAGGAUCUGAACAAAGUCCGUGAGCGGAUGACAAAGUUUAUUGACGACACGAUGAGGGAAACUGCUGAGCCCUUCUUGUUUGUUGAUGAGUUCCUCACGUAUCUGUUUUCACGGGAGAACAGCAUCUGGGAUGAGAAGUAUGACGUGGUGGACAUGCAGGACAUGAACAACCCCUUGUCUCAUUACUGGAUCUCCUCGUCCCAUAACACGUACCUCACAGGGGAUCAGCUGCGGAGUGAGUCGUCCACGGAGGCGUACAUCCGCUGUCUGCGCAUGGGCUGUCGCUGCAUUGAGUUGGACUGCUGGGACGGGCCCGAUGGGAAGCCCAUCAUCUACCACGGCUGGACACGGACCACCAAGAUCAAGUUUGAUGAUGUUGUGCAGGCCAUCAAAGACCAUGCCUUUGUUACCUCGAGCUUCCCCGUGAUCCUGUCCAUCGAGGAGCACUGUGGCGUGGAGCAGCAGCGCCACAUAGCCAGGGUGUUCAAGGAGGUGUUUGGGGACCUGCUGCUGAUGAGGCCCACGGAGGCCAGUGCUGACCAGCUGCCCUCGCCCAGCCAGCUGCGGGAGAAGAUCAUCAUCAAGCAUAAGAAGCUGGGCCCCCGAGGCGACGUGGAUGUCAACAUGGAGGACAAGAAAGAUGAACACAAGCAACAGGGUGAACUGUACAUGUGGGAUUCCAUUGACCAGAAAUGGACUCGGCACUACUGCGCCAUCGCCGACGCCAAGCUGUCCUUCAGCGACGACAUUGAACAGACUGGGGAAGAGGAGCCGCCCCAGGAUACGCCCCCGACAGAGCUGCAUUUUGGGGAGAAGUGGUUCCACAAGAAGGUGGAGAAGAGAGUCAGUGCCGAGAAGCUGCUGCAGGAAUACUGCGCUGAGACUGGGGGCAAAGAUGGGACCUUCUUGGUGCGGGAGAGCGAGUCCUUCCCCAACGACUACACGCUGUCCUUCUGGCGGUCAGGCCGCGUCCAGCACUGCCGGAUCCGCUCCACCAUGGAGGGCGGGACCAUGAAGUACUACCUGACUGACAACCUCAUGUUCACCAGCAUCUACGCCCUCAUCCAGCAUUACCGCGAGUCCUACCUGCGCUGUGCCGAGUUCGAGCUUCGGCUCACCGACCCCGUGCCCAACCCCAACCCCCACGAGGCAAAGCCGUGGUACUACGACGGGCUGAGCCGCGGAGAAGCGGAGGACAUGCUGAUGAGGGUUCCCCGGGACGGGGCCUUCCUGAUCCGGAAGCGGGAAGGUACCGACUCCUACGCCAUCACCUUCAGGGCCAGGGGCAAAGUGAAGCACUGCCGCAUCAACCGGGACGGCCGGCACUUUGUGCUGGGGACCUCCGCCUACUUUGAGAGCCUCGUGGAGCUCGUCAGUUAUUACGAGAAGCACGCGCUCUACCGCAAGAUGAGACUGCGCUACCCCGUGACCCCCGAGCUCCUGGAGCGCUACAACAUGGAACGAGAUAUAAGCUCCCUCUAUGACGUCAGCAGAAUGUAUGUGGACCCCAGUGAGAUCAAUCCUUCCAUGCCUCAGAGAACCGUGAAAGCUCUGUAUGACUACAAAGCCAAGCGGAGUGAUGAGCUGACCUUCUGCCGCGGCGCCCUCAUCCACAACGUCUCCAAGGAGCCCGGGGGCUGGUGGAAAGGAGACUAUGGAACCCGAAUCCAGCAGUACUUCCCGUCGAAUUACGUGGAGGACAUUUCAACAGCGGACGUGGAGGAGCUAGAAAAGCAGAUUAUUGAAGACAAUCCCUUAGGGUCUCUUUGCAGAGGAAUAUUGGAUCUCAACACCUAUAACGUUGUGAAAGCCCCACAGGGCAAAAACCAGAAGCCUUUCGUCUUUAUCCUGGAGCCCAAGAAACAGGGCGAUCCUCCGGUAGAGUUUGCCACGGACAGAGUGGAGGAGCUUUUCGAGUGGUUUCAGAGCAUCCGCGAGAUCACCUGGAAGAUCGACACCAAGGAGAACAACAUGAAGUACUGGGAGAAGAACCAGUCGAUUGCCAUUGAGCUCUCGGACCUGGUCGUCUACUGCAGGCCAACCAGCAAGACCAAGGACAAUUUAGAAAACCCCGACUUCCGAGAAAUCCGCUCCUUUGUGGAGACGAAGGCUGACAGUGUCGUCAGACAGAAACCCGUCGAUCUCCUGAAGUACAAUCAGAAGGGCCUGACCCGCAUUUACCCGAAGGGACAGCGGGUUGACUCCUCCAACUACGACCCCUUCCGCUUCUGGCUGUGUGGCUCCCAGAUGGCGGCACUCAAUUUCCAGACUGCAGAUAAGUACAUGCAGAUGAACCAUGCCUUGUUUUCACUCAAUGGGCGGACGGGCUACGUCCUACAGCCCGAGAUCAUGAGGACGGAGAAGUACGACCCCAUGCCGCCUGAGUCCCAGAGGAAGAUCCUGAUGACUCUGACGGUCAAGGUUCUUGGGGCUCGCCAUCUCCCCAAACUUGGACGAAGUAUUGCGUGUCCCUUUGUGGAGGUGGAAAUAUGUGGAGCUGAAUAUGACAACAGCAAGUUUAAGACAACGGUUGUGAAUGACAAUGGCCUAAGCCCUGUUUGGGCUCUAACACAGGAGAAGGUGACGUUUGAAAUUUAUGACCCAAACCUCGCGUUUCUGCGCUUUGUGGUUUAUGAGGAAGAUAUGUUCAGUGAUCCCAACUUUCUUGCUCAUGCCACUUACCCAAUUAAAGGAAUCAAAUCAGGAUUUAGAUCUGUUCCUCUGAAGAAUGGGUACAGUGAAGACAUUGAGCUGGCUUCCCUCCUGGUUUUCUGUGAGAUGCGGCCAGUCCUGGAGAGCGAAGAGGAACUCUACUCCUCCUGUCGCCAGCUGCGGAGGCGGCAGGAAGAGCUGAACAACCAGCUCUUUCUGUACGACACACACCAGAACUUGCGCAAUGCUAACCGGGACGCCCUCGUUCGAGAGUUCAACGUCAACGAGAACCAGCUCCAGCUGUACCAGGAGAGGUGCAACCGGAGGUUAAGAGAGAAGAGAGUCAGCAACAGCAAGUUUUACUCAUAGAAGCCGGCGUGCAUGUGUCAUGUGUAAGGGCGUGUGUGUGCGUGUGUUUGUGUGUAGCAGAAUGUGCUGUGUUCAGACCCUGGGAACAUGCUCAUCUGUGAUGUCAUCCUCUCUUCAAGCCUGCCAUCAAGAUGAAAUUUCUAAAGAAGACCCAGUUGGCAUGAGUUGGGGUGACUUCCUACUAAUUUUUUUCAUCUUGGACAGUUUCUUAACUUAUAAUUUUCUAUAGAGGAUCCCAAAAACGUGCUCCUUGUUUUUGGCCUCUCGUGUUCUAAACCUCAUUGAAUAAAAGCAAUGAAAAAUCUC
Molecule: messenger RNA, 4238 nt
Organism: Diceros bicornis minor
Lineage: Eukaryota; Metazoa; Chordata; Mammalia; Perissodactyla; Rhinocerotidae
Gene: PLCG2
Product: phospholipase C gamma 2
Exons: 33
Coding region: 135-3932 (1265 amino acids)
Biological process (GO): positive regulation of epithelial cell migration; phospholipid catabolic process; phosphatidylinositol-mediated signaling
Molecular function (GO): protein binding; phosphatidylinositol-4,5-bisphosphate phospholipase C activity
Source: RefSeq, a predicted model, not a curated record